AUGAAGUGCAAUCAGCGCACUCGGAAGACAGACCCGAUGCCCUCGCGUCGCCUCGCAUCUUACGAGAAGCCGCUUACAGCCGUUCCACCUUCAGUUACCUCGGAGUUGAGGCAUUGCAAUCUUUCCCCCUUGGCGCAUUCAAAGAAGCCCCAGAGACGAUAUAUAAAGAAGGAGACAGUGAAGAGGAAGAUCAAGGGAAAGCACAACAACUGGCGACCACGAAAGUACAAGGGCAACGAGGACAAGGGAAAGCACAACAACUGGCGAUGGCGAAAGUACAAGAGCAACACAGAGAACGACAACGAGCACCAAGGAUGGAAAGAGGUUGACGAAGGCCCUUUGGAUGCUAUGAAGAAGGAGCCCGACCUCACUCUCCUCACAAAAGCCAUGGAUUCCAACCCCUUAACACAAGGGGAUUCCAUUAUCACCCGUCUGGCCAUCACUCUUUUCGCCCCAACAGAUGAGGCGCUCUCCAAACUUGACGUCAAAAUGGAAGACUUGGCGGAGAUGAUCAAGGGGAAGCACAACAACUGGCGACCACGAAAGUACAAGGGCAACGAGGACAAGGGAAAGCACAACAACUGGCGAUGGCGAAAGUACAAGAGCAACACAGAGAACGACAACGAGCACCAAGGAUGGAAAGAGGUUGACGAAGGCCCUUUGGAUGCUAUGAAGAAGGAGCCCGACCUCACUCUCCUCACAAAAGCCAUGGAUUCCAACCCCUUAACACAGGGGGAUUCCAUUAUCACCCGUCUGGCCAUCACUCUUUUCGCCCCAACAGAUGAAGCGCUCUCCAAACUUGACGUCAAAAUGGAAGACUUGGCGGAGAUGGAGGGAGGGGAGAAUGCCGAGAGUCGCCCCCGCAGCCCCCGUCGGCGGACAGCUGAAAGUGCAAGGGAAGAAGACGACGAUGAAGAGGAAGAGGAAGAGGAGGAGGAGGAGGAGGAGGCAGAUGCACAGAGCGGAAAUGCACGUAGAGCAAGAGGUGGCACUUCAGCUGAAGCGCGCAAACGAAGGGAAAGAGAAAAUGAGGAUCUGGAUGAGGAAGACGAGGACAGCAAAGAGGGGGAGGAGGAGGAAGAUGAAGCCCAACAUAGGAGACAAAAGAAACGCUCUCGAGAUGCAGAAAACGAUGAAGAAAGUGAUGAUGUAGACCCUGAAGAAGAGGAAGAUAAUGAUGAGGCAGAAGACGAGGAGGCAGAAGAGGAAAAACCCCGCAGGAACACAAACAGAAACAGACACAGCAGAGGUCGCUCCUUUUCGUCGCGCGCGCGCUCAACAGAAGAAGUUGAUAUAGAUGCUUUUGAAAAGGAAGAGGAAAAAGGCGGAGGAGGCAGCGGGAGGAAUAGCUCGGCGGCAUCCUCAAGAGCAGGGAGACCGGGAGCAGCCAGGGAGGAAGGUGCUGCGAAGGAGGGGGGGGAGAAUGCCGAGAGUCGCCCCCGCAGUCCCCGUCGGCGGACAGCUGAAAGUGCAAGGGAAGAAGACGACGAUGAAGAGGAAGAGGAAGAGGAGGAGAGCAGGGGGAACAGGCAUUCGACUAGGAGGCCUCGACGGCAACAAAGAAGAGAGUCACUUUCCCGACGUGUUGCUGAGGAGGAGGAAGAAUCUGAUGCUGAUGAAGGAAUAAAUGAUCAGGAAUCUGACACAGAUGAAGAUGAAGACGAAAACAAAGAUCAAGACGGUGAAGCAGGGGAGGCAGAAGAGGAAAAACCCCGCAGGAACACAAACAGAAACAGACACAGCAGAGGUCGCUCCUUUUCGUCCCGCGCGCGCUCAACAGAAGAAGUUGAUAUAGAUGCUUUUGAAAAGGAAGAGGAAAAAGACGAAGAGGAAGAGGAAGAAGAGAAGAAGCGGAAUAAGAGGAAAAAGAUCGGUGAUAGUGAAGAAGAGGAAGAAGAAGACGAAGAAGAAGGAGAGGAAGAAAAAGACGAAGAAGCAGAGGAAGAGGAAGAAGAGAAGAAGCGGAAUAAGAGGAAAAAGAUCGAUGAUACUGAAGAAGAGGAAGAAGAAGACGAAGAAGAAGGAGAGGAAGAAAAAGACGAAGAAGAGGAAGACGAAGAGAGCAGGGGGAACAGGCAUUCGACUAGGAGGCCUCGACGGCAACAAAGAAGAGAGUCACUUUCCCGUCGUGCUGCUGAGGAGGAGGAAGAAUCUGAUGCUGAUGAAGGAAUAAACGAUCAGGAAUCUGACACAGAGGAAGAUGAAGACGAAAACAAAGAUCAAGACGGUGAAGCAGGGGACGAGGAAGAAGACGAAGAUAAAAAUAAUAAGAAGAAAAGUGGGAAGAAGAGGAAUACGAACUAUGACAGUGAUGAGGAAGAGGAGGAGGAAGAUGAGGAGAAGAAGAACAAAGAUGGGGACAGUGAAGAAGAAGAAGAAAGCGACGAGGAAGAUGAUGAGGAGGGGGAUGAUGAGAAGAGAGAUCUGGACGAGGAGAGUGAGGACGAGGGAGAAGAGGAUGCCGAAGAAGACGAAGAGGAAAAAAGGGAAAAGGAAAAAAAGGAAGCGGCAUCUGCAGCCCGUCACAGUCGCCGUGACAGGAGGAACGGGGAGGAGGGAGGCGAGCCAGAAGCCGACGACGACAAUUCGGAAGCAGCAGCAACAACAACCCCGCCUGUGAUUGGUGCCGCCUCCGAUGAAGAGGAGGACGAAGAGGAAAAUACAGAGGAAGGGAUUGGCUCACCAUCAUCUCCAGAUCAAGAGGAAAAAGAGGAAGACGACGGAGCCCAGAUGUUGACUCAGGCAGAGGAGACGACAAAGUCCUCUUCAGGUCGAGAGAGGCAGAAUGGAGGGAGAGGGCCCUCUACAGCCCCUGCCUACCGUCGAUCAAGAGGCACAACAACCCCGCCUGUUAUUGGUGCCGCCUCCGAUGAAGAGGAGGACGAAGAGGAAAGUACAGAGGAAGGGAUUGGCUCACCAUCAUCUCCAGAUCAAGAGGAAAAAGAAGAAGCCCGUUCGCGCCCUUCGAGGACAACGCGACAGGCAGAGGAGACGACAAAGUCCUCUUCAGGUCGAGAGAGGCAGAACGGAGGGAGAGGGCCCUCUACAGCCCCUGCCUACCGUCGAUCAAGAGCAACAACAACCCCGCCGGUGAUUGGUGCCGCCUCCGAUGAAGAGGAGGACGAAGAGGAAAAUACAGAGGAAGGGAUCAGCUCACCAUCAUCUCCAGAUCAAGAGGAAAAAGAAGAAGAAAAAGAUGAAGAUGAGCAAAGAGCGGCAGAUUCCCAAGAAUGGAGAACCCUCCCUUCUUUCAGACGCAGCAGGCUGACCGCCGCCACCUCCCGGAGCUCUUCCUCCCCCUCUGUGGCUGCUGGAGCAGAGCAUCGCAGGCGAGUGAGGAGGGACGGUGCCUCAGUUGAGACAUCUGAAGAAGCAGCUGAGCACAAGAAUGGAGAACCCUCCCUUCUUUCAGACGCAGCAGGCCGACCGCCUCCACCUCCCGGAGCUCUUCCUCCCCCUCUGUGGCUUCUGGGGCAGAGCAUCGCAAGCGAGUGA
Messenger RNA from Eimeria mitis, 3495 nucleotides. RefSeq lists its product as uncharacterized. The record is from RefSeq and is a predicted model, not a curated record. The coding region runs from base 1 to 3495 and encodes 1164 amino acids. NCBI's taxonomy places the organism in Eukaryota, Apicomplexa, Conoidasida, Eucoccidiorida, Eimeriidae. The transcript has 16 exons.